This is a messenger RNA of Osmerus eperlanus (European smelt), 1278 nucleotides long. RefSeq names its product glutamine amidotransferase class 1 domain containing 1 (gene gatd1). The transcript is spliced from 7 exons. The coding region runs from base 213 to 854 and encodes 213 amino acids. The record is from RefSeq and is a predicted model, not a curated record. Gene Ontology annotation, molecular function: glyoxalase III activity. Lineage: Eukaryota; Metazoa; Chordata; Actinopteri; Osmeriformes; Osmeridae. Gene Ontology annotation, cellular component: cytoplasm.
AAGCCACCAAAAUAAUUUAACUUUGUAACGACAAUUAUUAUUAAUAUAGUUAUUAACCCUAAUCCUAACCAUAGACUGUAUCCUAACCCUUUAAAUACUUUUAUUUUGAAAGUAUUCUGAAAUUGUUGUAUAGUCAUGCGACUUCCUGUUUAGUUUCACCUCGGGGGCCUCGUUUGAACCAAGGUUUCCAAAGGGCUUGAUAAAAUAUCAAAAUGUCCUCAAAACCCACUUGCUUAAUAGUAGCAAGUGCUGCAGCCCAAGGUGUGUCAGCCCGUUCAUUCCUUCAGUCAUUCAGUCUUUGCAGCCCAGUUUUCAACAUACAGACGGCUACACCGGGGGGGAAGCCCAUUGACUUUGUUGGGGUAGAUGAAAGCACAGCUAGAUGGGUGCAAGACUUCAGUGCAAAGUCAUACGCAACGCCAGCUAAACUAGAGUCAAUAGAUGGUGCCCGUUACCAAGCACUGCUGAUCCCAGACUGCCCUGGGGCACUUAAUGACCUGGCCCAUAGUGGCUCCAUGGCAAGGAUCCUCACACACUUCACCUCUCAACAAAAGCCUGUGUGUGCAGUUGGACAGGGGGUAUCUUCUCUUUGCUGCGCCACAGAGGGUCAGAAGUGGAUCUUCAGCGACUACAGUCUCACUGGGCCCUCUGUGUUUGAGCUAGUGCGUAGUCCAGACUUUGCUAACCUGCCACUUAUAGUGGAGGACUUUGUCAAAGACAGUGGUGGAUCAUACACAGCGAGUAAAGAAGAUGCCAUACAUGUAGUUAUAGAUCGACACCUGGUAACUGGUCAGAAUAUUCAGUCAACAUCACUUGCUGUAAAUAAUCUUAUUCUGAUCUGUAAUUGCAAGUGAAUUUAGUAGCAAUAUGUAAGGCCAGUUUUAACAGCUAAAAAGAAAGCAACGCCAUCGUUACAAUCCAGUCAUGUGACAGACAAACAUCCAGGAAGCUCCUAGGCAGGGUAUAUAUUAAGACAGACAUCAUUGUUAAUGGUUGCAAGCAACCCAUGGAGCAGAUUUGGUCACCUUUCACAACCUUUAAAUAGUUAAUUAAAACAUUCAGCACUAAGAAAACAAUGAUUAUAAUUGCAAUUUCUCAUAUGUUUUGAGUGAUUCACAAUCAUAUGCAGCAGCUGUAUAUUUUCUAUUUGUCUUGUACAUUUCUUCCACACAUCCGGUCGCAUUUUCCAUGCUGACCCACAUCAGCGGCAGAAGAUAUAGUACGCAUGUCUCUGGUUGCAUUAACUUUCAUGAAAACAAUGUUAAACCAAAUUUUAAA